AUGCCCUAUGAGCCCCUUCCCUCACUCUUCCCGAUCACUCUCGAGGAGGCGGAGGAGGAGGAGGAGGUGGUCGCACCUCCUGCUAUGCCCUAUGUCCCUACCUCGGUCCCCACCCCACCUCCGCCUUCCGUCUACCCUCGUGUGAUUCCCCCUGUUCCGCCUUCUUCCUCCUCACCCCCCUUGCCUUCCCCUCCUCCUCCUGUUAUUCCAUCUCCCCUUUCACCCUCCAUCCCUCCUGCACCUGCUCCGCCCUCCUCUUCGUCUUCCACGGCGCAGCCCGUUGGUGAGGGGGGGAUGGAGGUGCCACCGUCUGUGGAGAUCACCGACGGGCAGCGCCUUGAGACUGAGCAGCUGCAGGACGAGAGCAGUAUGGAUGGAGUACAGCAGACAGGGGAGCAGCAGAUUGGGGAGCAGCAGACAGGGAAGCAGCAGAGUGGGGAGCAGCAGAUAGGGGAGGAGCGGAUUGAGGAGCAGCAGAUGGUGGACCAGCAGCUCGGGGAGCAGCAGACAGGGGAGCCGCAGACAGGGGAGCAAGAGAUGUGGGGAAUUAGAGAUGGUGGUCGUGUGUUGGUUUCUGGGACGACCACUGCACCAGUGCGUCGCUCCACUCGCAUCACUCGUGGUGUCCCGCCUGCUUGGCAUCAGCAGGAGCAUGGGGGGCGUUCGAUGCCCUAUGAGCCCCUUCCCUCACUCUUCCCGAUCACUCUCGAGGAGGCGGAGGAGGAGGAGGAGGUGGUCGCACCUCCUGCUAUGCCCUAUGUCCCUACCUCGGUCCCCACCCCACCUCCGCCUUCCGUCUACCCUCGUGUGAUUCCCCCUGUUCCGCCUUCUUCCUCCUCACCCCCCUUGCCUUCCCCUCCUCCUCCUGUUAUUCCAUCUCCCCUUUCACCCUCCAUCCCUCCUGCACCUGCUCCGCCCUCCUCUUCGUCUUCCACGGCGCAGCCCGUUGGUGAGGGGGGGAUGGAGGUGCCACCGUCUGUGGAGAUCACCGACGGGCAGCGCCUUGAGACUGAGCAGCUGCAGGACGAGAGCAGUAUGGAGGAGUACAGGCAGAAGGAAUAUAGACAGCAGGGAGAGCGGAGGCCUCCCUGUGGUGCGUGUGGAGAGAAAUUUCAGAUCACACAUGUGCGCCGCUCCCACCCCUGGCGUUGA
This is a messenger RNA of Closterium sp. NIES-65, 1152 nucleotides long. Lineage: Eukaryota; Viridiplantae; Streptophyta; Zygnematophyceae; Desmidiales; Closteriaceae. The record is from the annotation of a GenBank genome assembly.